Messenger RNA from Anguilla anguilla (European eel), 1231 nucleotides. It is a transcript of the gene prph2a, whose product is annotated as peripherin 2a (retinal degeneration, slow). Gene Ontology annotation, cellular component: membrane. The coding region runs from base 79 to 1116 and encodes 345 amino acids. The transcript is spliced from 3 exons. NCBI's taxonomy places the organism in Eukaryota, Metazoa, Chordata, Actinopteri, Anguilliformes, Anguillidae. Gene Ontology annotation, biological process: visual perception. The record is from RefSeq and is a predicted model, not a curated record.
AGAGACUGAGAGAAGAAGCCAUUUCAAAGAUUUUUUUGAAUUUAUUGUUGGCUGAGACGAGAGAAACAGUGAGUGACCAUGGCACUUCUGAAGGUGAAAUUUGACUUGAAGAAGCGUGUGAAGUUAGCCCAGGGGCUAUGGCUGAUGUACUGGUUUGCCGUGAUGGCUGGGGUGCUGGUUUUCAGCAUGGGACUCUUCUUCAAGAUUGAGCUUCGCAAGCGGAGUGAGAUUAUGGACAAUAACGAGAGCCAUUUUGUCCCAAACCUGCUAAUUGCGAUGGGGCUGCUGGCCUGUGGGCUCAAUAUCUUUGGUGGAAAGAUCUGCUAUGACUCCCUGGAUCCCACUAAGUUUGCCAAGUGGAAAUCAGUUGUGAAGCCCUUCCUGAUAACCUGCUUCAUCUUCAAUGUGCUCCUCUUCAUCACGGCACUGCUCUGCUUCUCCCUUCGCCUGGCCCUCCAGUUCACUCUGGCUGAGGGGCUGAAGAACAGCAUGAAGUUCUACAAGGACACGGACACACCUGGCCGCUGCUUCAUGAAGAAGACCUUGGACAUGAUGCAAAUGGAGUUUCGUUGCUGUGGGAAUAACAACUACAGGGACUGGUUUGAGAUCCAGUGGGUCAGCAACCGGUACUUGGACUUCAGUGCCAAGCAGGUCAAAGACCGUAUACAUAGCAAUGUGGAUGGACAGUACCUGAUGGAUGGGGUUCCCUUUAGCUGCUGCAAUCCCAGCUCUCCAAGACCCUGCAUCCAGUACCAGAUGACCAACAACUCCGCCCACUACAGCUACGACCACUAUACAGAAGAACUCAACAUCUGGAAACGGGGUUGCCGAGAUGCCCUGGUCUCCUACUAUGGGGGCUUGAUGAACACCAUUGGAGCACUGGUGCUGCUUGUCACUGUGCUGGAGGUGGGAGUUAUGGUGGGGCUGCAGUAUGUGAACACCUCACUGGCAACCCUGGUGAACCCCGAGGACCCAGAAAGUGAAAGUGAGGGCUGGCUUCUAGAGAAGAGUGUGAAGGAGACAUUCACGACUAUCAUGGGGAAAAUGAAGGCGAUGGGUAAGAGCAAUCAAAUAGAGGAGGGCGGAGCGGAGCAGCCUGCUGCCACGGCAAGCUGAGCGGGGCCACACCCACAAAAACUGAGACCGCUCCCUCCUGUGGGGGAGAGAGAGAGAUGGGCAAAGAAGGAGUGAAAAUAAGUCCCCUCACAAAAAACACAGACACCCACAUACA